UUGGUGUUGGUGUUAGGGGACCUUCACAUCCCUCACCGGUGCAGCGGCCUGCCCGUGAAGUUCAAGAAGCUGCUGGUUCCGGGAAAGAUUCAGCACAUCUUGUGUACGGGAAACCUCUGCACCAAGGAGAGCUAUGACUACCUCAGGACUCUGGCUGGAGACAUCCACGUGGUUAGGGGGGACUCAGAGAGCCUGAAUUAUCCUGAAGAGAAGGUUGUAACUGUUGGGCAGUUCAGAAUUGGGCUGAUUCAUGGCCAUCAAGUUAUUCCCUGGGGUGAUGUGGCCAGCCUGGCGCUGCUGCAAAGGCAGCUGGAUGUGGAUAUUCUCGUCUCGGGACACACACACAGGUUUGAAGCAUUUGAACAUGAAAACAAAUUCUACAUCAACCCAGGAUCGGCUACAGGAGCCUACAGUGCUUUGGAAAU
Messenger RNA from Apaloderma vittatum (bar-tailed trogon), 425 nucleotides. RefSeq names its product vacuolar protein sorting-associated protein 29-like. The annotation marks the transcript as partial. Gene Ontology annotation, biological process: retrograde transport, endosome to Golgi; intracellular protein transport. Lineage: Eukaryota; Metazoa; Chordata; Aves; Trogoniformes; Trogonidae. The record is from RefSeq and is a predicted model, not a curated record. Gene Ontology annotation, cellular component: retromer complex; endosome. The transcript has 2 exons.